UGUCGAGUUCCCGAAGUCUGACUCCUUCUGGGCCAUUCUCAAUAACAAAUAUGUGUUCAUUAAGACCACCUUCGGUAUCAUCUCCAGGCAUGGCAUUAGGUCUUUCACAGGACACAUUCACGUAUGAAGAACUAAAAAUAGCAACAAACGGUUUCUCCAAUCUCAACCUACUUGGCCAAGGUGGUUUUGGCUAUGUUCAUAGAGGAGUACUUUCGAGCGGGAAAGUAGUUGCAAUCAAACAGUUAAAAGCUGAAAGCAGACAAGGGGAGAGGGAAUUUCAAGCAGAGGUCGAGAUCAUUAGCCGCAUCCAUCAUAGACACCUUGUUGAACUUGUUGGUUACUGCAUUUCUGGUACUCAUAGAAUUUUGGUAUAUGAGUUUGUUCCAAAUAGCACGUUGGAAUUUCAUCUGCACGGGAAGGAUCGCCCAACUAUGACCUGGCCUAUAAGGAUGAAGAUUGCUUUAGGUUCUGCAAGGGGAUUGGCAUAUCUGCAUGAGGAAUGUAAUCCCAAAGUCAUUCACCGUGACAUCAAGGCUGCUAAUAUUCUUCUGGAAUCUAAUUUUGAGGCGAAGGUUGCAGAUUUUGGACUUGCAAAGUUUGCUUCUGAUACAGAUACUCAUGUAUCCACUCGAGUAAUGGGAACUUUUGGUUACUUGGCUCCAGAGUAUGCCUCUAGUGGGAAUCUCACUGAGAAAGCAGAUGUUUUUUCUUUUGGUGUUGUGCUUCUAGAGUUUAUAAGCGGGCGUCGUCCGGUUGACAGAACUCGACCCUUUGCUGAGGAUAGCAUGGUUGAUUGGGUAGUUCGAGCAUUGGAAGGAAACCUUUCUCUGAAUGAUUUAAAUGAAGGAAUUAUGCCAGGACACAGUAGAGUAUAUAGUCGUUGUCAAAGCUUAGAUUAUGAAACCAGCCAAGACCAGGAGGAUUCAAAGAAAUUCGGGAUGAUGGCCCUGGAAAGCCAAGAACAAGCCACAAGUGAGUUCAGUGGCCACAACAGCGAGGAUGGCCUUCAACCAUCUAUUAAUACGAAUAUGGCAGAGGAUGGUCAUCAAGCUAGUAGAGGCUCUUAAUAUUAAUAGGAAUUGAGAGGACAAACCCUACUUCCACAAUUCCAUGCACUUUGACGUAGGGCCACGCGUUCGCAAUUGUUAUUUAUAUAUAGAAAUGGAUUAGAUUUGGGAAAGGCAAAAAGCGCAUCAGAUUUCGUUAUGUCUAUGUUGUUGAUUUGAGUAGUAUAGUUUGAGGUAUU
Molecule: messenger RNA, 1246 nt
Organism: Eucalyptus grandis
Lineage: Eukaryota; Viridiplantae; Streptophyta; Magnoliopsida; Myrtales; Myrtaceae
Product: proline-rich receptor-like protein kinase PERK15
Exons: 6
Coding region: 51-1067 (338 amino acids)
Biological process (GO): protein phosphorylation
Molecular function (GO): protein kinase activity; ATP binding
Source: RefSeq, a predicted model, not a curated record